Messenger RNA from Spea bombifrons (plains spadefoot toad), 839 nucleotides. RefSeq names its product distal membrane arm assembly component 2 (gene DMAC2). NCBI's taxonomy places the organism in Eukaryota, Metazoa, Chordata, Amphibia, Anura, Pelobatidae. The coding region runs from base 1 to 762 and encodes 253 amino acids. The transcript is spliced from 7 exons. The record is from RefSeq and is a predicted model, not a curated record.
AUGGCGGCGCCCAGCUUGCUGCGCGUGUCCCGGCUGCUGCUUCCUGUCGGGAGGCAAGUUGCCCGUCGCUGUUCGUCGGCCCCGUCCCCCGCCCCGUCUACCACCUCCCUCGGCCGCCGGAUCCUUCAGGCGCUCAACAGACAUUUCUACGACGUGGAGGCCGUCACCAACUGGAGCAUCCGAUUCAAGCACUGGAACCUGCGCAGGAAGAACGCGCAUUACGCUUACACCGAGAGGCUGUACGGGCGGCACGUGGCGGCCGCAUACUACACGCUGUCACAGGGCGGUGCAGUGAGGUUUCAGGGUCACUCCGAUUGGCUGCGGCCGGAUCGAAAGGGGCGGUUCAGCUGGGACUUCCUACAGAACCGAAACGUGCCGGUGGAAUGCGUGGACCUCAGCCGUUCCCCCAUCACCUAUAGAGGCCUCGACAAUAUAGUUCCAGUAGCCGAGCUCCGGGAGCUGCACCUCCGUGGCUGCCCCCAUCUGGAUGAUUGGGCUUUGAGUCGUUUGCACGUCUUUAAAGAUUCCUUGGAGGUUCUGUCGGUGGCCAGCUGUCCCCGAGUGACCGAGAGGGGCCUGAGCACCCUGCACCAUUUACAGAGACUCCGGUAUCUGGACGUGUCUGACCUUCCCGCUGUGCAGAAUAAAGGGUUAAUGCGGAUUCUCCUGGAGGAGGCGCUCCCGCGCUGUGACAUCAUCGGCAUGGAUUAUUUCCAGGGGAUCGGGGAGGAAGAAGCCGGCGCGCCGGCCACGCGCCUCUGAACAGGUGGAGAUUGUGCGGGAAGCCGUGGCGCGUCUUCGUUUCUGGGUCACAGGCGGCCGGCGACCGCUCAGGGAAG